UUGAUAGCUAACGAUGUGGAUAAGAAACGGUGUUAUAUGUUAAUACAUCAAACACUGAAACGAUUCCAUACUGCAAGUUGCGCAGUGAUCUGUGAGGAUGCUGCGAGAAUGCCGGUUCUGAAGGGAAAGGACGGCGAGCCUCUGAAAUUUGACCGCGUACUUUGCGAUGUGAUUUGCAGUGGAGAUGGUACUCUCAGAAAGAACCCAGAAAUUUGGUCGAAGUGGACACCACAGGAUGCUUUGGGAUUACACCGCAUGCAGCUUUCUAUAGCACAGAAGGGAGCAAUGCUUUUGAAAGUUGGUGGUCGGAUGGUGUAUUCAACAUGUUCCAUGAAUCCUAUAGAGGAUGAGGCGGUCGUUGCCCAGUUGAUUAGGACAUCUGGUGGCGCUCUACGAAUAUGUGACGCACAUCAAAUGCUUCCCAAAUUGAAGGGACUCCGUGGAAUCUCAUCCUGGAAAGUAAGUGCUCCUGUAUAUACUCUUGUAGCAAAUUAUGCUUCAAACCUAGGUCUUUGA
Molecule: messenger RNA, 516 nt
Organism: Cylicostephanus goldi
Lineage: Eukaryota; Metazoa; Nematoda; Chromadorea; Rhabditida; Strongylidae
Source: the annotation of a GenBank genome assembly